Molecule: messenger RNA, 3433 nt
Organism: Choloepus didactylus (southern two-toed sloth)
Lineage: Eukaryota; Metazoa; Chordata; Mammalia; Pilosa; Megalonychidae
Gene: KLC2
Product: kinesin light chain 2
Exons: 16
Coding region: 656-2524 (622 amino acids)
Biological process (GO): microtubule-based movement
Cellular component (GO): membrane-bounded organelle; kinesin complex; cytoplasm
Molecular function (GO): kinesin binding
Source: RefSeq, a predicted model, not a curated record
AUCUGAAGAUGGGUUUAAUAGUCAUACCCACCUCAUCGGGUCUUUGUGAGCUUACGUGAGUUAAGGCACUUAAGGCACCAAAAGCGCCCGACACCCAGAAAGUGCUCAGUAAACCCCAACUGCUCUGUUAUGUUCGGUCCCAGCCAGGCUCUGGACUCGGAGGUGGCCGGGGCCGAGCCCUCUGCGCCUCAGUUUCUCCGGCCGUCCUCUCUGCUCUCCGCCUUGGUGCGUCGGGGUUCACAGUCUCGCGAGCCUGGGCGGGAGGCCUCGGGACAUUGAGCGGCCCGGGACUCCCAGGCUGGAGGGCGUGGGAGACUCCGGCUCCGAACCCGCACCUCGGGCGAGCCCACGCCCCGCCCCCACGACGAGCGGGUCCCGCGGGCCCUGCUCCUUUAAGGCAGCCAGCAGGCCCGGGAGCGCGCGUCUCGCCCCCUCCGACGCCGCGGAGGUAGCGGCUUCACCUUUAAGGCGGCGCGGGGACUGCUGGGAAGGCCGGCGGGAUGCAGGCGGCGGGACCAGCUCACCGCUGCGAGUCCCGGUGAAGCGGCGCGGGAGCGGGAGCCCGAGCCCGAGCCGGAGCGGGAGCUGGGCCCGAGCGUGAGGCACAGGCCUGGCGCCCGCCUGCCGGCCCCCCACCUUCACAGGCGGCGCGGUCAUGGCCACGAUGGUGCUUCCGCGGGAGGAGAAGCUGAGCCAGGACGAGAUCGUGCUGGGAACCAAGGCCGUCAUCCAGGGACUGGAGACCCUGCGCGGGGAGCAUCGGGCCCUGCUCGCCCCACUGGUGGCUCCUGAAGCCGGCGAUGCCGAGCCCGGCUCACAGGAGCGCUGCGUCCUGCUGCGCCGCUCCCUGGAGGCCAUCGAGUUGGGGCUGGGGGAGGCCCAGGUGAUCCUGGCACUGUCAAGCCACCUGGGGGCCGUCGAGUCGGAGAAGCAAAAGCUGCGGGCUCAGGUGCGGCGCCUGGUACAGGAGAACCAGUGGCUGCGAGAGGAGCUGGCAGGGACACAGCAAAAGCUGCAGCGCAGCGAGCAGGCCGUGGCCCAGCUCGAGGAGGAGAAGCAGCACCUGCUGUUCAUGAGCCAGAUCCGCAAGCUGGAUGAGGACACCUCCCGCAACGAGGAGAAGGGGGACGUCUCUAAGGACUCUCUGGAUGACCUGUUCCCCAACGAGGAUGAGCAGAGCCCAGCCCCCAACCCUGGCGGAGGGGAAGCGGCUGCCCAGCAUGGGGGCUACGAGAUCCCAGCGCGGCUCCGAACCCUGCACAACCUGGUGAUCCAGUAUGCCUCGCAGGGCCGCUACGAGGUGGCCGUGCCACUGUGCAAGCAGGCACUCGAGGACCUGGAGAAGACAUCGGGCCACGACCAUCCUGAUGUGGCCACCAUGCUGAAUAUCCUGGCGCUAGUGUAUCGGGAUCAGAACAAGUACAAGGAGGCCGCCCACCUGCUCAAUGAUGCCCUGGCCAUCCGGGAGAAGACGUUGGGCAGGGACCACCCAGCUGUGGCCGCAACACUAAACAACCUGGCGGUUCUGUACGGCAAGCGGGGCAAGUACAAGGAGGCUGAGCCACUGUGCAAGCGGGCGCUGGAGAUCCGGGAGAAGGUCUUGGGCAAGUUCCACCCAGAUGUGGCCAAGCAGCUGAGCAACCUGGCACUGCUGUGCCAAAACCAGGGCAAGGCUGAGGAGGUGGAAUACUACUACCGGCGGGCACUGGAGAUCUAUGCCACGCGCCUGGGGCCUGACGACCCCAACGUGGCCAAGACCAAGAACAACCUGGCCUCCUGCUACCUGAAACAAGGCAAGUACCAGGAUGCAGAGACCCUGUACAAGGAGAUCCUCACCCGAGCUCACGAGAAGGAGUUUGGCUCUGUCAAUGGGGACAACAAGCCCAUCUGGAUGCACGCAGAGGAACGGGAGGAGAGCAAGGAUAAACGCCGGGACAGCACCCCAUAUGGGGAAUAUGGCAGCUGGUACAAGGCCUGUAAAGUAGACAGCCCCACAGUCAACACCACCCUGCGCAGCUUGGGGGCUCUGUACCGGCGCCAGGGCAAGCUUGAAGCUGCACAUACGCUAGAGGACUGUGCCAGCCGCAGCCGCAAGCAGGGCCUGGACCCUGCAAGCCAGACCAAGGUGGUGGAGCUGCUGAAGGAUGGCAGUGGUGGGCGGGGAGACCACCGUGGCAGCCGAGACAUGGCCGCAAGUGCCAGGCCUAGGUUAGAGUCUGACCUUGAGGAUGCGGUGCCUGCAGCUGAAUGGAGCGGGGACGGCAGCGGCUCCCUGCGGCGCAGCGGCUCCUUUGGGAAGCUCCGGGAUGCCCUGAGGCGUAGCAGUGAGAUGCUGGUGAAGAAGCUGCAGGGCAGUGGCCCCCAGGAGCCCCCUAACCCCAGGAUGAAGCGGGCCAGUUCCCUCAACUUCCUCAACAGGAGUACUGAAGAGACCGUCCAGCCUGGAGGCACCGGCUUCUCUGACAGCCGCACACUCAGCUCCAGCUCCAUGGACCUCUCCCGACGAAGCUCCCUCCUAGGCUAAUGCUGAAGGGGCAGCCGGUCACCAGAGCUUCCAGCCGGCACUGUUCCCCCCCCCCACUCCAGCCCUGUGCAUGGGCCUUGCUGCUUGUCCUGCCUGUCCUUCCCAAGGACCCUCUGUCUUUUCUGUUCAAUCUCAGGGUAUCCUCCUCCCUUGUCAUCUCAGCCUGAGCCCUGGAGGCUGGGCCUGCCCGCUCCAGCUUCCACCCCUUAUUUAUUCCUAACAGCAGGGCCCCUCUUCCCCAGCUUCCGGGCCAGGGGCAAGCAGGAGCUGCCGGAGGACUCUAAGGUAGAGACUCAGCGGCCGCCCUCCCCAGAUACCCGGAGCUAAUAACACUAAGCACCUGCCGUCCCUUCAGCACCCCUGCCCUCCCCCGGCCGUUGCUUCUGUAUAUAGAGAAAUAAGUUAUUGGCCGCGCCCCUCCCCUCAGUCCACCGUACUACCCUGGCCUCUUUUCCCCCCUCCCUUCUCUAGUGGUACCGCCCAGGCCUUAAUCACCCCCAUUCCGCGCGGUGGCGUCUCCCAGGCUCCGCAUCUCGGGGUCGGCGCCUCCCCCAAGGGUUCCCAGGACCUUCUCGCGCACCUGCUGGCCUCAGAGGGGCGCGCCCUACCCGGCCAGCCCCCGGGUGCCCCACGGCCGGGCCCUGCCCCACGGCCGGGCCCUGCCCCGCGUCCCGACGUUAUGCACUGCUCCUCCGCGCGGCCCCGCCCCGGUACGGCCAGACCCCGCCCCGGGCACCGCCCGCUGAGCCAUCCUGCCACGCCCCCUCCCGCGCUGCAGCUUCUCGUGAGCAGCGGCGGUGGUGGGCACCCCCGCCCGCCGGGGCAGGAGGGGCUACCCUAGUUGAAGGGUAUGGCCGUCGCUCUCCAUUUUCAGAUGUUGCUGUAGAAAUAAAGACGGUUUGACUCUUA